GCGAGGCAGCAGCUUCCGGAGCCAUUUUCUCUCCUGCAGCGAGCGGCGCGCACUCGCCUCCGAAAUCCGAGCCAUCUGCGCCCUCAGCACUAUAAUAUCACCCGGAACCUGCCCGCAGCGACACCUCAGAGUCUCAGCUUUCAUACAAGGCCAAGAUUUAUGGCAGAAAAGCAGCGCGUUGGUGUGAAAAACGCAGUUUAAAGUGAGCCGGAGAGAGACGCGCCGCACACACACACACACACACACAGAGAGAGAGAGAGAGAGCCGCGCUGGAGACGAUGAGAAGAGCCAUCUCCUCCUCGGCCCCGGAGAGUCUCAUCAUCACCGGGGUUGGUGGAUCUCCGCUGGAUGAGAAGGCGGUGCUGACGGCCCUGGGCUCGAACACACACACCGCCACCUACAUCCACAUCAUCACCCCGCCGCCGCGACUCACACACACUCUCUCACACACACACACUCUCUCACACACCGAGUCUCACACCGUCACCCCGCCGCCGCGCCUCACUCUCACACACACCGAGUCUCCGGCCGCCGGGCUCUACAGCACCCCCACCGGGAGCGGACACACUGCUGCACGGGGACGGCCUCCGGCGAAGAGACGCUUGGCUCUCGAUGACUCGGACCACUUGUACACGGCGGAAGUAGCAAAAACCCCCAAGACCCAAAAUGGAGGCCCGCUGGCUGUGCUAAAGGGCAACAAAACUCCAAAGUCUCCGUCAGAGAAGACGCGCUACGACACGUCUCUGGGUCUCCUGACGAAGAAGUUUGUGCAGUUGUUGGGCCAGUCGUCGGACGGCGUGGUGGAUCUGAACCAAGCCGCCGAGGCGCUCAACGUCCAGAAGCGACGUCUCUACGACAUCACCAACGUCCUGGAGGGGGUUCACCUCAUCAAGAAGAAAUCCAAGAACAACAUACAGUGGAUGGGCUGUAACCUUUCAGAGGUUGGUGGAGUACUGACCCAGAAACAGACUUUGAGCAGUGAAGUCGCUCAGCUGGUGCAGGAGGAGCGCAGACUCGAUGAGUUGAUCCAAAGGUGCACGCAAGAAGUCAAGCAGAUGACCGAGUCAGCGCAAAGUCAGAAGUUCGCUUAUGUAAUGUAUCAAGACCUCCGGCAAGACCGUAGUCUGAAAGAUCAGACCGUCAUUGUCGUCCGAGCACCAUCUGAGACCAAGUUAGAGGUGCCUGAUCCCCAAGAGGGCUUGCAGGUUCAUCUCACAAGUACAAAAGGACCAAUUGACGUCUUCUUGUGUCCUGAUGAAAAUACCCCCGACAGUCCGGUGAAGAAUGAGAAUUCAAGUUUGAAUGGAAACUCCUCUCCUUUUUUGAAAGUGUUAGAAGAUGGCAACUCCAGUUGUUCAGGCCCAGCGGUAACUGUCACCAACCUCUCCCCCAUUACAUCGCCCUACACCAGCCUGCUGCAACAAACCGAGGACCAGCACCCCUACUCUGAAUCGCCCUUCGUCAGCCUGGGCUCGCCACCACUCAUUGACGACUACCUCAUGAGCCUGGGUGAAGGUGAAGGUAUUUCUGACCUCUUUGAUGACCUUGAUCGCCUUCCCAAUCUGGAUGAUCUUCUAUGCAAUUGAAGAGGACCUCUUGGACUUCUGCUUGGAUUGACUUGGUCAGGUAACCACUGAUGAGAGGGUGCAAACCUCUCGGUGUCCUUGAUUCAGGAGACGAGAAAGAUGCAUUUUUUUACUUCCUGUGCAUCUUGUAUGAAGUGAUGCUUGAACAAUAGUUUACCCUCUUCCAGUCUAAAGGCUCUCGUGAGACACUGAUAAAGGCGCCAAGUGUUCCCCGAAUAAAUGUUUCCCAUCUAAUCAAGUAAGUUGUGAGGAAAUUUCCCUGCGAAUGGCCCCUGUCCUGUGCAAGAACCGUUACGUUUGAGAUUCAUGUUGAGGAUCUCUGCUUUAGCGAUUGUAACUAACGUAGGGUGGAUAUCAGCCGUGUUCCUGGGGGAAGCUGGUCCUUUAUAGCUGCCUCAGAGACUCCAUGUUGGAUUGAAAGGAAUGUCCAGAGGAUAGGCAACUUGGACUGUUCUCACAGUGGUGAUUGCACCUUUCAAGUGCUCAAGAAUUGAAGACUUGAAGGUUUCCAGUUUGUUUUUACAUGCGCUUGUGCAACCUGGAUGCCUCUCCUAACCAAGAUCUACCACUGUCCAACUUGCAAAUGCUUUUGAUUUGGGAUUUGGUGGGCAUUUCCACUGAUUUCCUUGUCUUUCCGUCAGCGUUUCGGGUCUCCUCUCAAAACUUUAUACCAAUAUCGUUGGCUUUGGAUCGUUCCUGGGUUGCAAUCCUCGGUCCUCAAUCUGCACACGUUAAAUUGGCCGUGUGCAGAUUCAGGAAUUAUCAUUGUUGACAUGCAUUUGAGCGUACCCAAAGGUGAACGUGAACUUCUGGGAAAGGCCCAGCUGAAUGGGUCUGUGGAAUAAAGCAAGUCCCGUGUAGAAUUACACGGCAACGCCCACAUCACGUGCUGCUGUUUAUAUUAUUCCCGUAGCCAUGGGCUACAAGCAGAUGGGAUUCAUAUGCUGCUCUUUAUUGCGUUCAGUGCUGCUGCAGGUUUCUUACACUCCUUUGUGUGAGAAAUCACUUCAUCGUUCGCAUCGAUGCUUUCAGACUGGAACGAUGAAGUACAGAGUUGUCCGAGUUAACGUCGUCUUUUAGCCUGGAUCCAAAGGUCUCAAGAGACCAAGGGACAAAUUGGCACCAUGUUUUAUUUCAUGGAAUAUUGACGGCACUGACAGGAUCUCCAACUGAUUUGAGUUCAGAUGGAUCUGAGGGAGCUUCCUGUCCCAGUGGUGGGUUUUAUUUCAGUUUUGGAAGUGCACUUUAGAACUCCCUGGCUUGGGAUGUAUGUUUACCAAGCUGUCAUCCUGUUUAGAAAUAAUUUUUAGCCAUUUUUAUGGAAUAAAUUGGUCACUUUUGGGAAUUCCUUUUUUUAAGGAACUGAUCAGUAUUCUCAUUGGAUAUCUUGAGCUUCAGAGUUUAAAACUGAAUGCAUGUUUUUACGCAAAGGCCUGGUGUCUUUGACUUGGAAGCCAUUUUUUAUGAACAUGUGGUACUGAAUGUUUAAAUUUUAAUGGAAUGGUUCAUAUUUAGACUCUUCCCCGCAUCACUAAUCAUCAGCCAAGAUGGAGCUGGUGUCUGUUCACUUUUUUGGUUUUGCUUCUCAUGUUUUAGCUCCUUAGUUAAUUGUUAACAUGUCAUGUGGUUUUUUUUUUUUUUUUUUGCCCCCCCCCUUCCCUUCUCCCCUCUCUAAUAAAAAUAUCUGCAUGACCUACAAAGGUCAAACAGCCUCCAAAAGAACCAGAUAGAAGACGUGUGCAUUGAAACGCACCUCUCCAAAUUUAUAACCAGACAGAGAACAUCCAGAUGUGCAAAUAAAUUGUUCUAACGUGAAAACGAAAAAAAAAAGGAAAAUGGUGUCUUUUUUAAGAGCCGAGUUGUGGAGUCGAGGUCACAUUGUGACUCGGAGCAUUGUUAAGUCUUUCUUUGGACAAACAAAAUACUGGAUUUGAUUUUGUUUUGCAUUCUAAAAAGCCCAAUAUCAUGAUGUUGGAUAAACUGGAUUGAUUUACCUGUAUAUUUUGUGAAAUGGUUCAGAAAUAAGUGUUUAAAAACUUUCUCGCCGAUAGCGUGUGUUCUGAAACUUGCCUUUGUGGUCGGGGGAAAUGUUUUAUUAUUUUAUAAAUGAUUCCUUGAAGGUAGGUGCUUGGAAACUCGGCCAGCUUCUCGCCAGUUGCACGCUGCAGACGUUAAUGUUGUCCAUCAUGUCUGUAUAUUUUAUGAGAAUAACCCCCCAAAUAUCUAUCACAAUCUAAAUAUAAUAAAAGAAUGAUUCAAUUAAAUUAAUGUUGCCCAGUCAGGCCAAGGAAAAUGUAAUUGGGCCAAAUUCAUUCUGGAACAAACUCUUUACAUCCAAACCUGUGGAUUUUUUUUUUUUUUAAUUUUUAUGAAUUUAUUUAUUGAUUUGUUUUUCUCCAAAAUUCUACUUCCUGUAACAUCACAGAAUCACGAUAUUUUUUUAUCAGUAGUUCUAGUUCAAGUGAUAUUGGCAGACUUCUUCAUUCAGAUCCGUCUCUGUAGACGAUUACGUUCUGUUUGUCAUCAGCUAUCAGGUCUUGGUAUAAAACGGGGACCUUUUGUUUAGUUUGGGGGGGGAGGCAUGGUGGUACAAGUGUCUCGUGUGUGUGUGUGUGUGUGUGUGUGUGUGUGUGUGUGCACGCAUAUGUGGGUUCGUGUGUUCCUUCCUUUGUGCAACGUAGCGGUUCAGGUUCAGUGCUAAUGACUGAAAGUCAUUGCUGUCGUAGUGCCUUCACCAGCUGUGCAGAGAUCCAGUGAAACAGACCUUUAGCUUUGGAGCUGGCCGUCCACCACGGGGUGAAUAUUCAGUCUUUAAAAUAUAAAAUGGCAGCAUUUUAUUUAACCCUUAAGUCCAUUGUAUUUGGCAAUGUUUUCCAGAGCACACAUCCAAUCAUGAGCGUUAUUUAUUAUCCAUUGACCACGCUUUUACCAUGCUUAAUGAUCUCCGAACAUUUUCACGGGUGGGUUGCAUGACUCAUGUUUACUAACUGACCAGUAAUUGGAUUCAUCAUUUUUUCUGGAGUUAAAGCAAAAACUGGUUCAGGACACCUGGUAAUUUUUUAUUUUUAUUUUUGCUGCUUUAUUUGUGCAGUCACGUUACAUUUUCACCUGAAGUUCUUUGACACUGUUUGCAAUAAAAAUAAAUUAAUUGGUGCGAUAAAACAUGAAGAAUUCAUCCCCAUGCACCGUGAUACUGUUUAAGGACUGAGAAAUUCUUCGAAUGCCCAGUGGACUGGACUGGACUCAGCAGAACUCUGUGAUGACUGAUUUCACUCAGCCACACUGUCAGGAUUCUUAAAAACCUGCAGGAGGAAUUCCUUUGGGAGUGCAUUCCAUUGCGUUUAGGACCGUCAAGAAAAAUGUCUCUUCUGGUUCACAGUCUGUAAUUCUCUGCUCAUGAAUACGUUUCAUCUUGAAGUCAAGAGCAUCUGAUGCUGCUGAAUAAUUUCUCCAAACAGGUGCGUGGGAUCUUUAUGAGCUUCCUCUCCUGGCGUAGAUGAUAACUCGGUUGUUUUAUGUACUCCGCUCCGGCUUGAGUUUGUAAUCUGGUCUUCACCCCUUCAACCUGGAUUUGAACAUCAACCACUGAAAGUGAGGUUCUCCACUGCAAUCAGGGGAACCGACUGAACUUCAGUUUCUCAAACCAUGUUCCAGCUCAUUUUCUCAUUAUCCGUUUGCUCAGUCAGGUGUGUGAGGAAAUCUGAAACGGAUUGAAGUUUGGUAAUGGAGAUGCCAACAGUUUUCUAAAUCUGCUGCUUGAAAUGAGAAUCAGACCGCAGGACUGGGAGACUCGACUGAGCCUUAGGAGAAUCCUCAGGAGUUUAGCUGAGCAGAAAUAUUGUCCCCCUUUUAAAAAAGAAAAAUCUUCAGACUUUACCAUGUUCAUGUCUCCAUGUGUUUCUGUCUCCUGUAAAUUAACAGCAAGAUGCUGCAUAUAAAAAUAAAAUAAACUUGACUAUUCGCCUUUCAGAGAAACAGGAAACUGUUACUGCCAUGAAGGAUCCAUGCGUUUCUUGAAAAACUAAUAAAAAUUAAGUUUUAAUUCUUCAGAAGAAUGAGAUUUUCAGUGUCUAAACUUGAAAAACAUUUGGCCAAAUGCACUUGAAGGAAAUCUGGUGGAGGGCCAAAGUAUUAUUCUCCCCAUUUUAUUUUUCAACCGAUUUUACAUCUUGAUGUGAUAAAAUAAUGAAAGCAUAAAGUCUACAAUUAGUGAUGGAGAACCUCUCCAAUAUUUAUUUACCAUAAAUUAAUCACCUAAUAUUAAUAUUUAAUAAAUCCUUUUUGAAUUUUGUCUUUUUGCGACUUGUUUCCCUUUCUCUAUAUUUGUGUCCUGUGUUUUCUUUAAUUGCACAUUUUAUUUUUGACUCUCUUGAUAAUUUCCCUGGAUGAAAACUGUGUGAGAAAUAAGAACAGCUUCCUGUUUAUGAUGAACUGUUUUGGGUGGUGGAUUUUGUGUUCUUUUUAAGCAUGAAAGUGGCUGUGUUUUUCUGUAAAAUAAGGUUUUAAACUUCUGUCUCUUGUUAAUGAGCUUUCACAACAUGAUGUCGUCAUCAGCCUUGACCUUAAAAAAAAAAAAAAAAAGUAAACGUCUGAAGUCGAGCCUCUGGUGGGGGAAGAAACAUUUGAGUGGAUUUUGUCCUGUUUUGAAAAUUCUGCAGAUUCUGAAUAAAAGCAAUAAGACA
This is a messenger RNA of Neoarius graeffei (lesser salmon catfish), 6268 nucleotides long. Its product is annotated as transcription factor E2F3-like. The transcript has 7 exons. Gene Ontology annotation, molecular function: RNA polymerase II cis-regulatory region sequence-specific DNA binding; protein dimerization activity; DNA-binding transcription factor activity, RNA polymerase II-specific. The coding region runs from base 279 to 1586 and encodes 435 amino acids. NCBI's taxonomy places the organism in Eukaryota, Metazoa, Chordata, Actinopteri, Siluriformes, Ariidae. The record is from RefSeq and is a predicted model, not a curated record. Gene Ontology annotation, biological process: regulation of transcription by RNA polymerase II. Gene Ontology annotation, cellular component: RNA polymerase II transcription regulator complex.